AUGUUUUCCUCAAUUCUCAGUUCGCUAUCAUUUUUAUAUAACCCUUCAACAUCAAAACAAAAACCCACUUCAUCAGACCAAAAAUCCAUUUCAUCAGAACAAAACCCUACUUCGUCAGAAAAACCUAUCCUAUCAGAACAAAUAUCCGUCUCCUCUCUCGCUUCAAAGAAUUUUUUCGGGAUCAAUUCUACCUCUGUAAAGUCGCGCAAAAUAUUUAAUAAUUAUAUCGCUUUUGGUGAUUCCUUCUCUG
This is a messenger RNA of Dentiscutata erythropus, 250 nucleotides long. Lineage: Eukaryota; Fungi; Glomeromycota; Glomeromycetes; Diversisporales; Gigasporaceae. The record is from the annotation of a GenBank genome assembly.